UUCUAACGAAUCAGCGGGCAGUAUCGAGCAGCCGUUGGACUGCAAUGGCGGAGACAAUGAAGCUCAGUGGAAAUCACGCUCCUCCUAAUGAAGCCAGCAAAAUGUCCAGCUACAGGGACUGUGUAUGUGCGCUCCUGAAGCUGUUAGCAGACUUCGGGGCAGAGCUCAAAUUAAGUGAUGCUGCUCUGAGAAUAGAAGUCAACAUCGAUGCUGUGGAUCUGCCAUCAUCUCCAGAUGCUCACGUGCUGAGCUGUUUGCAGGAGCAUAUCACUAAAUUACAGGCUGUUUCAGAAAGCUUAAAGAUGCUGGUGGAUGCUCACGCUAAUACAUCAUCUACAAAAGCCAUCACAUCAGACGAUGCCGUCACCUCAUCGUCACUCCAAGAGCAGACGAUUGCACUGUCUGAGCACCAUCCUCCCAGCCCUGAGGCGGCAGAGAGCAAGACGGCGGCUGAUGACGUCAUGGUUCAGAUCAGAGCCAGGAAGUCAGAGAUUGAGCGAAGAAUAUCUGCAUUUAUGGAACGCAAGCAGAUGGAGAUCAAUGAAAACAAUGUACGCGAGUUUUGCAACGUGAUCGACUGCAAUCAGGAAAACAGUUGUGCCAGAACAGAUGCAGUUUUCACUCCUUAUCCUGGUUUUAAAAGCCAUGUGAAAGUUACACGGGUGGUAAACACUUACGGGCCCCAGACUCGUGGUGGAGGAGGCCAAGGAGAGGCAGGGGAUCAGCAGAGGGGGCAGAUGGGCAGAGACUGCGGAAAUACAGCUAUAGAAGAGCGACUUCACAACAUCGAGACUCACCUGAAGCUCCCAACAGCGGGUCCAGUUCCACUGAGUGUGUACCAGAGACUGAAGAGGCUGGAGGAUCGUAUCCUGGAGUUGGAGGGACUCUCACCAGAGUACUUUCAGUCCGCGAGUCACCUGCACAAGCGACCAAAGACAUCCCCUGCUCAGGCCUGCAGUCUGACAGAACUGGAUGAAAAGAUCAGCGCAGUGAAAGCGGCACUACUGAAGAAGGUGAAUGAUUUUGGUCCUGGAUAUGAACCAGAGUGUCCACUGUAACAUACACACACACACCAAUGCUCCAAAUGCACUGUGUCUAUUAAUGCAUCAUUUGUUUCUGUUUGUGUAGCUAUUCAUUAGCACCAUUAUCACAAUAUCUGAUCAGAGACACAGAAACAUUUCAUAUGAGCUUCAUUUCAUGGCCAGAAAAACUGUAAUCCUCUAACUAGUUUUGUAGUUGACUGAAAUAUAAGUAUUCUGUAAAUAAAAAUAUUUUUUCCUUCAUGAAAACUUGGA
This is a messenger RNA of Epinephelus moara (kelp grouper), 1295 nucleotides long. It is a transcript of the gene mbip, whose product is annotated as MAP3K12 binding inhibitory protein 1. The transcript has 9 exons. Gene Ontology annotation, cellular component: cytosol. Lineage: Eukaryota; Metazoa; Chordata; Actinopteri; Perciformes; Serranidae. The coding region runs from base 45 to 1058 and encodes 337 amino acids. The record is from RefSeq and is a predicted model, not a curated record.